Molecule: messenger RNA, 1632 nt
Organism: Pseudo-nitzschia multistriata
Lineage: Eukaryota; Bacillariophyta; Bacillariophyceae; Bacillariales; Bacillariaceae
Source: the annotation of a GenBank genome assembly
CCAAACACUACGGCAAUCGAAGCAAUUGAUUCGAAGCCGAAAGGAUUUUGUUCGCACUAAGAAUCAAGAAAUCGAAGGAAUUGUCAGCGUUUUUACUCCGAGAUAUACUUCGACACUGUUUUAAUAUUGUAUUUUGCAAUGGCUCAUCUCGAACAGUUGACUCCACAAGAGCGAGAAUGGGCACUCGCUUUGGAUGAAGCGAUUUACGGGGAAGUCAACCAAGGAGUUGGAUGGAGUCUUUCUCCGAGAGGGAAUAGCAGCAAUGAUCCUAAAACCACGCCGACGACAACAAAUUCGCGAGCUGCUACUGAACUGUACGGCAAGCCGUCGGACUUUGAGAUUGUAGCACACGCAAUCCGUGCCAAGGGCGAUGUCCAAAGAGGACUUAGGCGACUCAAGCGCAUGAAGAUGUUCAAGGAUGAAUACAGCGUUCCCGACUUCGACUUGGAUAGUAGUAGUAACGAUCCGCUGGAACCUAUCCUCAGAGUGAUGAAGAAAUUUCAUUUGGCCUACCCCCAUUUUAUACAAAAAAUUGGGAUGGACAAAUUUGGACGCGUUGCGGUCCAACUUCAGUUGGAUGGACUUAGAUGGUCGCUUUCGCCACCUUUCAAUCACACUGAAACUGAACGAUUUCAAGCUUUCUGCUUUUUAUUGCACGCCACACAACCUACCCUUGAAUCAAUUCGUCGCGGAACAGUAUGGAUCGGGGAUCUCCGAGGUAUUUCGCAACGGCCAUCUUCUUCUAUGUUUCGCGGCGCGCGAAUGCUAUUUAGAGAUUCCUAUCCUAUCAAAGUCGAAGAUAUACCGGUUGUAGAUUGUCCACCUAAGUUCUCGGUUGCAUAUGCAACCACAUACCCCUUUUUAUCGAGUCAUUUUGUCGACAAAUUUGUUCGAGUUACACCGGAGGUACUCCGACAACAUUUUCCACCUGAAUUAUUGAGCGAUCGACUACGAGGAAUCAACAAUACGAAGAACGAUAACAUCAACAAGCGACGAUUUCGAUCUAAAAAGGCUAGCAAGAAUAAUGCAACCGAUCAGAAUACUAACGCUGUCGAUAUUGCUUCUAUGGAUGGAGAUGAAUCUGAAGCCUCGUGGGAAAAUCUUGACGAUGAUGACGAUGACGUCGUAAGUUAUGGUGGUAAUAACGGUAAUAAUUCUGGUAAUGGGAGUGUUGGCAAUGGGGAAACGGACGAGAGUGAGGUUUUGACGCGAAUAGAGCGACUCCUUCGAAUGCGAUUCGAGACAGAAAAAAAUUUUCGACUGGCUUGAUCGUUGUCUUCAGACACCAUAAUUCUUUUGCAGUGAAAGCAUUUCAAUGGAUCCAAGGUCGUUGCAGAUCUGUGGUAGCAAUAAUUUCCCAUCACUUUUCACGAAUCAGAAUUGCUUUACAAAGGUAUCUCUUUUUCCUUUCCUUUGGCAUAGCAAACCAUGAUAUGAUCUGCGUUGGUAGAGUGAGUCAUACGGAACUACGGUUGCUGACUUCACUCAAAGCUGACUCUCUUUAUUUGAGCCUCAUCUCGCAUAGCAAGAACCUAUUCAAUUUCUCUCUCCUGCAGCGUUGGCUUCUCUUGCACCAUUUUGUUUUCCUAAUCUUUUAUGUAAACAAUCAUCAAAUCAAAAACUUAUACCGGU